UUCCUAUUUAUUUUCUCUAGUAAACAGUUUUGAAUUCCUAACCUUUUUUUUCUUUCUUCUUCAUCUCUUUCUUUCUCUUUUGCAAACAGAGAUUGGUAGGCUUGGUAUCACUGUGGCAAUGGAAUGGGAAUGGUGCCUUCCCAUUCCUGUUUAUGGUUGAAAGGGAAGAGCAAAACUCACCAAGCAUUUCACUAAACAUCCCUUUCUGAAUCCUUAUAAACUCUCUAAGUUUGAAAAAAAAAAGCCUUCUUUUUUCUCAUGUCAUUUUCUAUCUCAUUAAUUGUCUAUCUGUUGCAAUUUUAUUGAGAGGUUUCUUCUGGUUUUUCUUUCCUUUUUUAUUUUUGGGCCCACUGUUUGGGUUAUAGCUUUGCUGGGGAGCUUCCCUGGGUUCUGUUGGGUUGGUGGUGUACUGGUGUUUGAGGCUUUCAUGACUUGGGGUUAUCUGUUUGGGAGAGGGUCCCUUCCAUUCUCGGGGUUUCUUUGGUUUUCUUCCCUUGUGUGAAGGCAAAAUCAACAGGAAAAGUAGCCAAAGUUUCAAGAGCUGAAGAGAGAAUCCCUAACAUUGUUGAGGUUCCCUUGUUUUUCUCCUCUUGAAUGAAUGCAAGAUCAGCUGGAAAAAUAACCAAAAGAAAAGUAGAUGGCUUCUGCAUUGUAUGACUUCUUGGUGAAGCAGACAUCAAUUGGAUUGAGAGUAUGGGUUGUGAUCGGAAUUUGCGUUAUUGCGCUCAUAGUGCUGAUACUGACUCUAUUGCCGGUGUGGAUUGUCUUUCGGAGGAAGACAAGGAGGAAGUUUGACAAGUUUCCGGUUUCACAAAUUCCAAAUGUUUCGAAGGAGAUAACAGUUGAUAAAGUUGGCGGUCAGAGUUUAGCGCAGAGCUUCCAUGAGCGUGAAGGAACUGUCACCAAUUCACACAAGUAUAGCGAAAAGGACUCAGAGAAGACAUUAGCACACUUGGCUAUGGGAAAAUCAAGCGAAGUCGAUACUUUGAGUCAGUGUAGCUCUGUUUACCAUAAUGAUAGGGGUGGAAGUUCGCAUUCUGGUGAUGAAGGUAGUUCAGGACCAUCAAGAAAAGCAUAUUCCUCUUAUGGACUUGUAUCAGCAUCUCCUUUAGUUGGUUUGCCUGAGUUCUCUCAUCUUGGAUGGGGCCAUUGGUUUACUCUUAGGGAUCUAGAGUAUGCUACUAAUCGAUUUUCUAAGGAGAAUGUUCUUGGGGAGGGCGGUUAUGGAGUUGUUUAUCGGGGGCGGCUUAUUAAUGGUACAGAAGUUGCUGUCAAAAAACUUCUCAACAAUCUGGGGCAAGCGGAGAAGGAAUUUAGAGUCGAAGUCGAAGCUAUCGGCCAUGUCCGACAUAAGAAUCUCGUGAGGCUCUUGGGAUAUUGCAUAGAAGGAAUUCACAGGUUGCUUGUGUAUGAGUACGUGAACAAUGGGAACUUGGAGCAGUGGCUCCAUGGUGCGAUGCGACAACGUGGAGUUCUUAGUUGGGACAACCGUAUAAAAAUAAUUCUAGGAACUGCAAAGGCCCUUGCUUAUUUACAUGAAGCUAUAGAGCCAAAAGUCGUGCACCGAGACAUAAAAUCGAGCAAUAUAUUGAUCGAUGAUGAAUUUAAUGCGAAGAUUUCUGAUUUUGGAUUAGCAAAGCUUUUGGGUUCAGGAAAGAGUCAUGUGACCACACGAGUGAUGGGAACAUUCGGUUAUGUGGCACCUGAAUACGCUAAUACCGGCCUGUUGAAUGAGAAGAGUGAUGUUUACAGCUUCGGUGUACUUCUGUUGGAAUCUGUGACAGGACGGGAUCCUGUUGAUUAUGGUCGUCCUGCUAAUGAGGUGAACCUUGUUGAGUGGCUUAAGCUUAUGGUAGCGAGCAGGAGAGCUGAAGAAGUAGUGGAUCCCUCCUUAGAGGAAAAACCAGCAACGCGGGCGCUCAAACGCGCUCUUCUGAUCUCUCUGAGAUGUGUGGAUCCCGACUCUGAGAAACGGCCCAAGAUGGGGCAAGUUGUUCGAAUGCUGGAAGCUGAUGAAGUUCCAUACCGGGAGGAUCGGAGAACACGAAGGGGUCAAAUUGGCAGCAUGGACAUUGAGUCGCUCAGGGAGAACAGCGGUUCUGUUGAUCUGGACAACAAAGUAGGAGCAUCAGACUCAGAGGGCCGGACAUCGCAGAGGUUUCAAGCUUAAAGAGUUAACAAGAUGAGACAAAGACGGUAAUUACUAACGAAAUCGAAACUUUUCUUGUGGGAUUUUGUGUAUUCUGCUGUUUUGCUGCUAGAAGAUGUUAAGUGAGGUAGGAAGAACGUACAUUUUUCCUUUUCAUGCUGUAAAAAUUCAUCUUCUUUGUUAUUAUACACAUGUCUACCUAUUUUACGUCAGUUUCUUUAUCUUUUGCUGUACUUGAUGUCUGUUUUGAGAGCAUGAUCACUAAUUAUUUC
Dioscorea cayenensis subsp. rotundata (Guinea yam) is the source of this 2421-nucleotide messenger RNA. RefSeq names its product probable receptor-like protein kinase At2g42960. The transcript has 9 exons. The record is from RefSeq and is a predicted model, not a curated record. Lineage: Eukaryota; Viridiplantae; Streptophyta; Magnoliopsida; Dioscoreales; Dioscoreaceae. The coding region runs from base 638 to 2170 and encodes 510 amino acids. Gene Ontology annotation, biological process: protein phosphorylation. Gene Ontology annotation, molecular function: ATP binding; protein kinase activity.